Prunus armeniaca (apricot) is the source of this 1035-nucleotide messenger RNA. Lineage: Eukaryota; Viridiplantae; Streptophyta; Magnoliopsida; Rosales; Rosaceae. The record is from the annotation of a GenBank genome assembly.
AUGAAUUGCACAAACCUUGUCGAACUGCGUUUGGGAAACAACCACUUGGAAGGAGAUAUCUCUGUGCUUAAUUUCUCAAGAUUGAGUCAACUUACUAAACUUGACCUACGGAUCAAUAACUUCACUGAGGGACAAAUACAAGCUGAGAUACUUUCAUUGAAAUCCUUGUCCUUCCUCUCGCUUGGUUACAACCGAUUCACCAACCUCACAGGGGCAAUGAAGAUAUUGAUGAGUUGCAAAAGUCUUCACGCACUCUUGCUUAGCGGUUCCUUUGUGGGUGAGGGAAUGCCAUCUGAUGAUGACAUGGUUGAUUUUGAUGGAUUCCAAAAUCUUCGGCUCUUGGGUUUGGUUCGUUCUAACCUCACUGGGCCGAUUCCAAGUUGGUUGGGGACUCUUCCUAGACUAUUUUAUAUAAGCUUGUCACACAACCAAAUUUCAGCAACGAUAGACUUGUCUACGAAUAACAUUGUUGGUGAUAUACCCACGGAGAUCAGCCAAUUGCAUCUUCUCUACACGUUGAGUCUUGACUCCAACAACUUCUCCGGUGUCAUUCCAGACCAAAUAUCUAACCUAAAAAAUUUAGAGGUUUUGAACCUCUCCAUGAAUCACUUGUCUGGAAUAAUCCCAUCGUCAUUGGCGAGCCUUAAUUUCUUAAAAGAAUUUAAUGUCUCAUAUAAUAACCUUGAAGGAUCGAUACCAACAGGCACCCAGCUCCAAAGCUUCGAAGCUUCUGCGUUUGAGGGGAACCCAAAACUUUGUGGUGCGCCACUUCCAAAGUGUGAACCAAAUAAGGGCAUUGAUGCAGAUAACAAGAACAACAAAGACGUGCACAAUUGGCUUCAUCAACUUCCAUGGUUUUAUAUCUUUGCAGCAUUGGGGUUUAUAGUGGGAUUUUGGGGAGUUUGUGGUUGUUUAAUUAUUAACAAGACUUGGAGAUAUGCAUAUUUUCGAUUCAUAAACAACGUACAAGAUAGGCUCCUCUAUGUGAUGAUAACAGUCCCCAUCAACAGGAUGUACAGAAGACUUCGAGACUAG